GCGGCGGCGGGCGCGGCGCCAGCGCGGGACCUGCGCCCCCCGCGCCCCGAGCCCGCCCGGAGGCAGAGGGGCCCGCGGAGCCCCGCCGGGAGCGCGGCCGGAAUGAGCCAGGUGCCGAGGAAGCUGCCGGAGGAGGAAGAGGGGGACGAGGAGGAAGAGGAGGAGGAGAUCGUGGGCUUGGCGGGCUACGCCGACGGGGCCGAGUCCUUCUCGGACGGCGACGCGGAGAGCGGCGGCGAUGAGGCGUUUUUGGAUUUCAAUGAUCCCUUCAGUACUGAAGUUAAGCCAAGAAUCCUGCUCAUGGGAUUGAGAAGAAGCGGGAAGUCUUCCAUUCAGAAAGUUGUCUUUCACAAAAUGUCGCCGAAUGAGACUCUCUUCUUGGAGAGCACAAACAAGAUCUGCAGAGAGGAUGUUUCCAACAGCUCCUUUGUCAACUUUCAGAUAUGGGAUUUUCCUGGGCAAAUUGACUUCUUUGACCCUACGUUUGAUUAUGAGAUGAUUUUCAGAGGCACUGGAGCACUAAUAUUUGUUAUUGAUUCUCAGGAUGAUUAUAUGGAAGCAUUAGCUCGGCUGCAUCUUACUGUGACCAGAGCCUAUAAAGUGAAUCCAGAUAUCAACUUUGAAAUCUUUAUCCAUAAAGUGGAUGGUUUGUCUGAUGAUCACAAGAUUGAAACACAGAGAGAUAUUCACCAGAGGGCAAACGAUGACCUUGCAGAUGCUGGAUUGGAGAAGAUUCACCUCAGCUUUUAUCUGACAAGCAUAUAUGAUCAUUCUAUAUUUGAAGCAUUUAGCAAAGUGGUACAGAAACUGAUUCCACAGCUCCCAACACUGGAAAACCUGCUUAACAUCUUUAUUUCAAAUUCUGGGAUUGAAAAAGCAUUUUUAUUCGAUGUAGUUAGUAAGAUCUAUAUUGCAACAGACAGCACUCCAGUGGAUAUGCAAACUUACGAGCUCUGCUGUGAUAUGAUAGAUGUCGUGAUUGACAUUUCUUGUAUAUAUGGGCUUAAAGAUGAUGGCACUGGAACUCCUUAUGACAAAGAGUCAAUGGCAAUCAUAAAACUGAACAAUACAACUGUCCUUUAUUUAAAAGAGGUGACAAAAUUCCUCGCUCUUGUUUGUUUUGUCAGAGAAGAAAGCUUUGAGAGAAAAGGAUUAAUAGACUACAAUUUCCAUUGUUUUCGAAAAGCCAUACAAGAAGUAUUUGAAGUAAGAAUGAAAGUAGUAAGAUCUCGAAAACAUCAAAGCCGCAUGCAAAAAAAUAAGAGACCCACUCCCAAUGGGACACCAAGAAUGCCACUGUAACUGCGGUUUUCUGGCAAUGUGGCAAGCGAAUUUUUCAUGAAGUUGAUGUGACUUCUGCAUCUCAUUGCACUGAGUGAAGAGGAAAACAAAUGGGACUGAUGUAUUAUAAGACUUUUCCCUCAACGUUCAGAAAGCACUGUUUAAAUAUUUUUAUCCAAUCAGUUUUUUUCAUAUAGUGAGCACUUUGAGCAAAAUGUUGUGUAUAUAAACAUUGAGGUGAACACUUGUAAGAAUUUUCUUAAUAUAUGCUGUAAACCUUUUUCAUGCCAUAUUAAGAAAAAACAGCUGUGACAGAAAUACUGGGUACAUAAUUUGCACUUUUUCAUGUUUUCCUUGUGGAGUUGGACUUUGAUAAACUUAGUUUUUAUGGUGAUUUUGAUGCAUGGUGUCAGGUAAAACGUAUGCUGUAGUUUAUUUACCUGCUACAAUCAAAUUGGUUAGUAAACAAUUAAGAAAACUUGGUACAAUGCCUUUUAAAAUUUGUGACAGCUAAUACCUAACAUUCAUACAGAUCUAAUUUCGUAUAUUUUUCAAUUUGUAAACUGAAGAAUAAUUUUGAAGUAUUACAGCAAUAAGUACCUUACCAGGAAUCAUAACUGGUAGGUAAAUACUAGCUUUUAUAAAACAGGCUUUUGGCCAAAUUUCAUCUGGAGUUCUCCAUAACACUGGUCAUGCCCUCUCUUGGGUCUGUUUUUAUUAUUUACCUCAGCAUAUACCACUAAAAUACCUUUCUAUAAAGACAAUUGUUUUGUAAAAUGGCUCUAUGUUGCACUGGUAUUUUUAUAAGGCUUCAGAGAAGUGUGUUGUAUUUGUAAGUUGAAGUUACUUGCUAAGUCUGUCUUGAGAGCCUGCACAUGUACAGUUGGCGCAGUGAAGACUCUGUAUGUAUUUCCACUCCGACGUUCUGAUGUAUUGAUAAGAAGUAAAGAUGUGAGUACUGGGUUCUGAUUCCCUCUAACAGGGGUCCAUCUGUGAUUGAAAUCAAGAAGAGACCAUUAAAAUGAGGACUGGACAAUCUA
This is a messenger RNA of Empidonax traillii (willow flycatcher), 2321 nucleotides long. RefSeq names its product Ras related GTP binding D (gene RRAGD). Lineage: Eukaryota; Metazoa; Chordata; Aves; Passeriformes; Tyrannidae. Gene Ontology annotation, biological process: positive regulation of TOR signaling; cellular response to starvation; cellular response to amino acid stimulus. The coding region runs from base 103 to 1302 and encodes 399 amino acids. The record is from RefSeq and is a predicted model, not a curated record. The transcript is spliced from 7 exons. Gene Ontology annotation, cellular component: Gtr1-Gtr2 GTPase complex; nucleus; lysosome. Gene Ontology annotation, molecular function: GTPase activity; GTP binding.